AUUAUAAAGAUCGCGUCACCCCCAUGGCUCCAGCUCCCGCGCCGUCCUUCAACCCGAAGGCCCAAGGCUACAAAAUGACUUCGAAGAUCAAGAAUCUCUAUUACCGACUAACGCCCACCCAAUCAUCUACCACGGUACCAACUCUGGGCUUCUCCAAAGCACCAACAGCGCCGGCCCUAUUCCCGAAGACGGAUCCCGCUUCCGACGGCGAUGAAUGUCUCCACGACUGCAGCAGUUGCACCAUCAAGUAUCCAAGUAAAUUCGCCAUUGACGAGGAUGAGGAGUUGUAUGGCCACGUGAAAGGCUGGAGCACUCAUUUGAUUGUCGCCACGGGAAAAUCAGAUUGGGUGCGAGAUGUCGCCGACGAAAAAGGAAGCAUUAUGGAGGCUGUGGACAAGGGCACUGUGAAGCCUUCGAAUGGGAAACUCAUGCUCUCUGCGUCGAACAUACCCCUUCCUGAGCACGACACUGAGAGCACCAGAGUUCUGCUCCUCCCUGCAUUCACAUUUAUCGACAACGUCACACCAUCAAAUGUACCAGAUCUGAUCACGAGCCACAUAAAUAAGGGCCCUGUGAAUACGUCUCCGCUCGGUCAACCCUCUGAAACUGUACCGCCUGUAGCAUCACCCCCAGAGCCCGAAGAGCAAACCUCCACACAGCCUGGGCCGGUCACGGGACCGACACUGAAAUCCCAUCCAUGUCCGCACCAGUACCUCAUUCUGCUGUGUAGUCAAAAGACGCGGGAUGCUCGCUGCGGACAGUCUGCGCCACUUCUUCGUCGUGAAUUUGAACGCCAUCUAAGACCUUUGGGGUUGUACCGGGAUCUGCACGAUGAACGACCAGGAGGCGUCGGAAUUUACUUUAUAAGCCACGUCGGCGGCCACAAGUUCUCCGCGAAUGUCAUGAUAUAUCGAAAAGAAGCUUCGGAAGUCUCGGAGUCGGGGCAAGCGGCACAGUGCGUAUGGCUUGCUCGCGUGAGACCUGAGGACUGCGAAAAUAUUGUGAGAUACACAGUCUUACAGGGAAAACUGGUAAAGCCAGAAAGGCAACUCAGAGGUGGAUUUGACAGGUGCAAACAGCUGGUUAGUUGGUGAUGAUUUAGGGGCUAGGAGGGAUCAUUACUUUCGCGGGUGCUGGCAGCAAUCGACCUUUAUAGAGAGAGGCUGUCACAGAGGAGCAUAGACGUAAAGACUUGAGAUUAUGAGCGACAUAUAGAGGCACACAUAGAUAUGUAGGCUGCUUGCCAUAGGGCAUAUCUAUAGUCCGUAACGGUGGCACAAACCUGCGGGCGUAACAGCACGUU
Messenger RNA from Mytilinidion resinicola, 1303 nucleotides. RefSeq lists its product as uncharacterized. Lineage: Eukaryota; Fungi; Ascomycota; Dothideomycetes; Mytilinidiales; Mytilinidiaceae. The transcript has 3 exons. The record is from RefSeq and is a predicted model, not a curated record. The coding region runs from base 24 to 1094 and encodes 356 amino acids.